GGUGCAAGCUGUAUUUUAAAUCAUAAAAUUAAUUUAAAAAUAGAAUCAAGUGUACAUCCAUCUUUAUUUAUACAGUUAAAACAACGAGACAAUGGAGUCGUUACCAAGUGAUCCUAUACUUGAGUAUAAUGAUGAUACUUUUGAAUCUCUACGAAAACAAUACAAUUUUGAAAAGAAAGAAGAUAUGGAUGCGGCUAUCGACGUCUUCGAAGAAUGGCUGAAGAAACAGAAUCAUUUCACUAGGAAGGAGUACCCCCGAGAACACUUGGAGAGGCUGAUCAUCCUCCACAAAGGUUCAGUGGAGAGGGCGAAGACUCACAUGGACAAACUGUGCACUUUGAAGACCUUAUUACCUCACUUCUUCGAGCAUUAUGACGUUCGAAAUGAUUGUGCUUCAUACAUAAAUGACGCUUUUAUCCACGCGAUGAUGUCUAAGCUGACGCCAGAGCACUACAGAGUAUAUUUAUGUAAAGUGAAUAUCAACGGUAAAUUUCCUCCCAAUUUUAUAAUGAAAUUAUACAUAAUGACUAUAAUAUAUUCCGAAUAUCUAACAUCUCAUGACUAUUGCGACGGCUUCGUAAUUUUAGUUGACCUGAGACAUUCUAACAUUAUGGAUAUUAUAAAGGAGAUAAAUCUUCUCGAGCUACGUCAAAUAAUAGCAAUAGCAAUGGAAGGGUACGGCUUGAGGAUCAAAGGAAUACACAUGCUGACGUCAUCAUCUACGAUUGACAUGCUGACGAAGAUAAUGAAGCAAAUGUUCAGCGCCAAGAUAGGCGGUCGGAUCUUCGUGCACAGAACCAUGGAGUCGCUGUGCGAGGUGGUGCCGAAAGACAUCUUGCCUGUCGAAUAUGGUGGAACACAAGAGUCCCUUGAGAGCAUUUAUGAAAAAUGGCUCGAUGUUCUAACAACAAAAGAGUUUAUGGAGUAUUUGCAAGUGAUGAACCAGGCUCGGAGCCGAGAAGACCUCAGGCUCAACGACACCUUCAAAGAAGAAUACAUGAGCAUUGCUGGAACUUUUAGAACUCUUAGCGUGGAUUGAGCACAUUGUGUAUUUAGGGCCGAUUUACAUCAAAUAAAAGUUAUUCAAAGCAUAAAAUACAACGCAGUUGUGCGGCAUAUCGGUUUCCAGCAAAAAAGUCCCCGAUUUCAACUAUCUAAUUUUGUUUUUGAAAGUGCCUUUUCUCUUCAUGUAAUACCCGGGAAUCCUUCCCCCCUACUCUUCGCUCUCCCAGCUACGCAACUGAUACCUAAAAUUUGGAAAUUAUUGUCGUAUGAAUAAAAUGUGUUAAUUGCUUGACGUCUCUAUGAGGUUAUAAUUCUAUGAUCGGUAACUUUUACCUGGUGAUUGUAAUCGGUCUUUCAAUUAAUAAUGAUUUUUAACAUAAUGUAUUUAGUUAGCGUGUCUUUGUUUACUUUUAUUUUGGUGAAUUUAAGGUAUUACAAUACGUUUUAAUUUAAAAAACAUAGUGCUAAUGUAUAGUCCAGAAUGGACGUUGGGAGAAAUGUAAAGAUAUGGAUUUACCACUAUGAUUAUAAUUAUUGUUGACGAAUUCUAUAAUGUUUUUUAUGGUUACGCGAAUGUUCGCGACAUUGCAACUUUCAUCGCUACAGAACCCAAAAGACCAGCAGCCAGACUAGAAGACAAUGUGAGCUCAUUCUGGAUAGAUCGGAGCGUCAACAGCUAAAAAAAAUGUAUAAUGGUAAAAUGUACGUAGAUAUCGUAACUUUGACAUUUUGAACGACCAUAAUCCCAAUCCGCUCCGUGAUCAUAAAGCCUGCAAAGUUGUUGAUAUUUACUGUCUUUUUCUAAAAGCACUUAUGACUCUACAUUAAACCACGUUUUCCUAGAAUGUAAGUAACAGAGAAAAAUCUUAAAAAAAUGUUGA
This is a messenger RNA of Manduca sexta (tobacco hornworm), 1886 nucleotides long. RefSeq lists its product as uncharacterized. Gene Ontology annotation, molecular function: phosphatidylinositol bisphosphate binding. The record is from RefSeq and is a predicted model, not a curated record. The coding region runs from base 92 to 1039 and encodes 315 amino acids. The transcript is spliced from 7 exons. Gene Ontology annotation, cellular component: membrane. NCBI's taxonomy places the organism in Eukaryota, Metazoa, Arthropoda, Insecta, Lepidoptera, Sphingidae.